GCGGCCUUAGGCUCCAACAGAGCUGACUAAUCGACGCAUUGACGAGAGACACAAAGAAGUCGCCAACGACAAUGAUGUUACCGUCUCACUCGACAGAUGCAAUCAGAAGUACCCCGCAGUUAGGCUCUUCUCCAUGACCAGGGCAAGGCAAUUGCUGCAUGGCCUGACCGCUGACGGUAUAUGGAUGUCUUGGAUAGCUAUGACUGCGUCGUCCGGCCCUUGCGGACCGUCCGCAAGGGCCGCAAAUUUCGGGGUCGCUCGGGGAUAUUUGGGCCGUAAGGAGCGGGCUGCUUCCCUCUUCAUUUCGGCAUGGCGACGCGGGCGGGAUCCAAUUUCCCCUUCAAAGCAUGACGGAGCAAUUCGAGACACUGAGGCAAGCAAUGGGGAAAAGACACUGGCACGGAGUGUCCUCCGUCCAUCGGCAUCCGGUGGAGGUCUGCAGAUCGGCGUUGAUAUUGCCUAGAUCAUUCAAGCCCUUCGGCGGCUCCUCUGUUUCUUGGUCUUCGGUCUUACUCUGUGGGGUGGUCUACGAGCCGCUAGAAAUCCUUUCGCGAAGUUCGGGAUUCAAGAAAAGCAUCGGUUUCGUUCGUGGGUUUUGCGGUUCUGAACACCAGCGCUGCUGUGCUGCCUGACUCGGCACAAACAUUAGUGGAUGGGCCUUUCCCCGGGUCUAUAUUCCAAUGAUCAUGUCCCAUGUGUUAGGUUUCUCCCUGCCCCGAUACCUGCAGAUUUCAGCUACUGCACGCAGAAAAAUGAACUAUGAAGACAGCGCUCCACGUUCGGUGAUGCCGGGAAUGGUCCGAAUAACUUGGGGUUGUGGGGAACCUCCGCGGGGGUAUGAAGUUUUACUCCGGAGUAGUGCCUGACUUGCUGCAUUCGCGAGAUUUCUCCGGUUGUAUGAUUUCAUCAGCUAACGAUGCACGAUAGUGGGCUUUUGUAAUUGCUCCUCGGCAAUAACUUCAGUACUCAGUAGUCUUAUUCAAUCUCGUGGCAUGAUCUUACAAGGAAACCGGGAAGCAAAACACAGAUGGCAUCGGCAUAUCCAAGAAAAACCCCCACACUAUCUCCCUCAUUGCCCGAUAGUGCAUACUCUGUAGUAAUGACUAAAUAGUAAAUACCUCACUCCCCGGUUUUCUGCUUGCUUUCCUCACGCCAACCAGCCGCUAGCCCCAGAUCCGGUACUUGCCCACCGCACCGACCCCAUAAACUACUCCAUCUUUUCUUCCGUCGGGGUGAACUACGUCACUUGUUCAUUUCGGCCUGGGCUUGGCACCGCACGAUCCAAAUCUCGGUGUAAUUUGUGGCUACCGUCUUCGACGGUCCUCGGGAAUUUUCUUGCAUUGUCAUCUUCUCAUUGAUUAUACGGACCGAUCCCGGUAGUACUAGUUAAUAGUCAACGAACUAAGAUAGACCAGUCUUUGUCUCUUUCCACCCGUCUCCAGUCUCCAUACUCCUUCACUGACUGGAUUCUGGAGUACUACUUGUGGGGUAUUAAAAGGGGAAAAAAACAAUUCAAGCUGGAGUUGGCGCACAGAACGUAGCACUCGGUCAAGGGAAGUAUGGAUCCGACGGUCCUCGUUCAUCGUUAACGGCCUUUGUUUCCUGCCGAUGAUUAGCCGUAGAGAAGGAAGGUCUGUAGUUUUUACCUUUUGAUUCUGGAUUGCUCGGUGCCUUUACUCUUUUCUUUUUGCCGGUAGUGUUUCUCGUCGGCUCUAUUUGCUGCUCGGCUUCCGUUUCUUCUUUCUUCUUUCUUCUUUUCGUUUCGUUUCGUUUUGUCUGUUUUUCUCUGCCAAAACUCUUGCUAGCUGUCUGAUGCGUUUGCCCAUACUGUCGUCACUCGGUUUCAAUGGUCCUCGGAGGUCUUUUGUCGUGUGAUAUGGACAUUGCAGAAGGGCUAGAAAGCGAUGAACUAUCUACUUAACGCUAAUAGAGCCCAGAACCCCACCCCCCGGAGGACAUUUAUUGUUUCGAUCCACUUGUUUCCCCCGUUUGCCUCUAUCUUAGUAUUCGGUAUAAGAUGGCAGGGCUAUCGAAGAAUUCAUCAGAUUAGAUAUGGGGGGGUAUUCAUAAGCUCAGUUGAGA
Messenger RNA from Aspergillus melleus, 2082 nucleotides. RefSeq lists its product as uncharacterized. The transcript has a single exon. The record is from RefSeq and is a predicted model, not a curated record. Lineage: Eukaryota; Fungi; Ascomycota; Eurotiomycetes; Eurotiales; Aspergillaceae. The coding region runs from base 134 to 463 and encodes 109 amino acids.